AUGGAAUCGCUGGCGGAUACCCCAUGGGAUGUGACAAUCUCUGGCACUGGAUUGGCCCAGUCACUGCUGGCUCUGGCCCUUUCCAGGUCAGGUAAGAACGUGCUCCAUGUUGACAGGAAUCCAUACUACGGUGGUCCUGAGGCUGCCUUCAGCCUUCAGGAGGCCGAAGAGUGGGCUGCUAAAGUGAACGAGGGGACCGGGGAGCUCCCCUUCGAAAACGCUAGUAUAUGUUCGGAAAGUUCAGCGGACCCCACCGGUCAGCUUUCAGCUUCUCGAUCAUAUACGCUCUCCUUGUCGCCGCAGCUGAUCUACGCCCGAUCCCAGUUACUACCCACUCUGGUGUCGUCGAAGGUCUACCGGCAGUUGGAGUUUCAAGCGGUUGGAAGCUGGUGGUUAUACAAACCUGAGGCAGAUGAUGGUAGUCGUCUCUACCGUGUCCCUGGCAGUCGUGAGGAUGUUUUUGCGGACGACGUGAUCAGUAUGAAGUCGAAGCGAACUCUGAUGAAGUUCCUUCGUCACCUAGGUCAGGCUCAGCAGAGUGGAGAUCUGUCUGAUGAACCGACAUCGUCCUUGGAAGAGGAAGGCCUUGCGGCACCUUUUCCUGAGUAUCUAGCCACGAAGUUUCAGGUUCCCGCCGAGCUCCAUGGCCCACUGCUCUCACUUUGCCUGUCACAGGCAUCUCCCCAACAGACAUCUGCACAGUACGCCGUCCCGCGUAUCAAGAGACAUUUGUCGUCGAUUGGUGUGUUUGGCGCCGGAUUCGGGGCUCUCUCGGUGAAAUGGGGCGGUGGUUCUGAGAUUUCUCAGGUCGGAUGUCGUGCCCUUGCCGUAGGUGGUGGUGUGUAUGUCUUGAACACCGGGGUCAAGUCGCUCGAUCAUCCCACCGAGCAAGAACCCAGUGACGAUGGACGUAUACAAGUCCAAUUGACCAAUGAUGAACUGGUUAAAACCCGGUUCGUGGUUGGUUCUGAUUGGGAUCUUCCCGCGGAAGCUCGCCCUUCUCCUGAGUGUGACAAAGUGGCCCGUUCGAUCUCUGUCGUUUCAUCUUCGCUUGCAAGUCUCUUCCCCGUUACAGCAGAGGGCGGACCAGUCCCUGUUGGAGCGAUAGUGGUAUUCCCGGGAAGCUCUCUUGGUUGCCCAGAUGAUUCGCCUCCGGUGUACACUAUAGUCCACUCCAGCGAGACUGGCGAGUGUCCAACUGGACAAUCCGUCAUAUAUAGUAAUGUCAGCAUCCCUGGACCCGAGGGGCAGUCGAUGAUUGAGUCUGCUGUGCAAAAGCUCUUUCAGUCAGCUGCCGAUCCGAACGUGAAGGUUCUUUGGUCCCUCCGCUAUACGCAGCUGGGCCGAGACGGCUCACACGUCGCCGGAAUAACCCGUCCAUCGAAGAACGUCAUAUGCCUCCCACCUGCUAGCCUUGACCUUGCAUUUGACGACUCCCUGAUUGACAUGGUCAAGAAUGCCUGGGAGCUGGUUAUGGGGGAUGAGGCUGCGGACCACGAGUUCAUGAGAUUCGAGGAUCGAGAGGGCGCUUAUGAUGAGGAAUGAUGCGUGGUUGUAGAGCAACCCGCAUGUAAAUAUCCUGUAGCCACGAUUUAGAUAGACAUGCUCGAUGAUAAUGUAUUACGACGGCGUCUGCCUCAUCCUUCUUAU
Molecule: messenger RNA, 1650 nt
Organism: Aspergillus sclerotioniger CBS 115572
Lineage: Eukaryota; Fungi; Ascomycota; Eurotiomycetes; Eurotiales; Aspergillaceae
Product: putative Rab geranylgeranyl transferase escort protein
Exons: 4
Coding region: 1-1545 (514 amino acids)
Biological process (GO): protein geranylgeranylation; small GTPase-mediated signal transduction; vesicle-mediated transport
Cellular component (GO): nucleus; cytosol; Rab-protein geranylgeranyltransferase complex
Molecular function (GO): GDP-dissociation inhibitor activity
Source: RefSeq, a predicted model, not a curated record